Molecule: messenger RNA, 1824 nt
Organism: Impatiens glandulifera
Lineage: Eukaryota; Viridiplantae; Streptophyta; Magnoliopsida; Ericales; Balsaminaceae
Product: BAG family molecular chaperone regulator 2
Exons: 4
Coding region: 572-1600 (342 amino acids)
Biological process (GO): protein stabilization
Cellular component (GO): cytoplasm
Molecular function (GO): protein-folding chaperone binding; adenyl-nucleotide exchange factor activity
Source: RefSeq, a predicted model, not a curated record
UCUCUCCAUUUCUGUUUGUCUGUCAUGUUCGACGCCUGAAGAACCGGGGUGGUAUAUUUAGAGAGAGAGAGAGAUGGAAUAAGAUUAAAGAUUCCAUUUUGGUUGAGUUGGAUCAAUCGAUCGAUCGAUAUCUUCAGACAUUGAAUAAAUAUCUGGAUUAGGAAUUGUGAUCGGUCUUAGAUAUAGUUCUUUUUGCUAAGAACCACGAUCCCCCCCCUCCCGGCUCACAUUUUUCAUCAUUACAUUUACAUUUUACAGCACAGCCAAUAAGCUUUCAAAUCUUCCUAGACCAGACCAAGCAAGCAUCUCUCUGACUUUAUUGCGUGUCUGAUUCUUUCCUAAUUACCGCACUCUUUCUAAUUAAUUACUCGAUCUAUUACAAACAAACAUCUCUCUCUCUCUCUCCCUCCUAUUCUCAAUUGCUUACAAAUUUCUCCCCUGUCUUUCUGUCUGUCUGGAUUAUGGGUCAAACCAUCUUUGUUGUUUAAGAUUACUGGGAAUUUCUCCAUUCCUUCCUCUCUGUAGUGUAGAUCCAUCCCAGUUAACCCAACAAAGAUUCAAGAAGAAGAAGAUGAUGCAGAUGAGAACCAAACCGACAGCCCCAUCGCCAUUUAAUGGCAGCGCCACCGCCACCGCCGCCGGCGAUGAUGAAGGAGCUUGGGAAAUGAGACCCGGAGGAAUGCUGGUCCAGACAAGAAUCGAUUCGGAAAAGGACCGCGUGGCACCACCGACUAUCCGGGUUCGAGUUAAAUACGGGUCGGUUUAUCACCAAGUCAAUAUCAGCUCUCAAGCAACCUUCGGGGAAUUAAAGAAAUUGUUGCGGGGGCCGACGGGAUUGCACCACCUGGAUCAGAAACUAUUUUUCAAGGACAAAGAGAAGGACAACAAUUCAUUCCUUGACAUUGUUGGUGUUAAAGACAAAUCUAAGCUCGUCGUCACUGAAGAUCCGAUUAGUCAGGAGAAACGCUAUAUUGAGAUGCGUAAGAAUGAGAAAAUGGAAAAGUCUUCCAAAUCAAUCUCUGGUAUCAGCCUAGAGAUCGACCGCCUUGCCGGCCAGGUCUCAGCUCUAGAAUCAGUCAUUUCUAAAGGUGCCAGAGUCCCAGAGAAGAACAUCGUCAAUGUCAUUGAACAGUUGAUGAAUCAACUGCUCAAAUUGGAUGCAAUUACAGCAGAUGGGGAUGUUAAACUUCAGAGAAAAAUGCAGGUGAGAAGAGUUCAGAAAUAUGUGGAGACUCUAGAUGUAUUGAAGAUGAAGAACUCAAUGCCAAGUAAAGAUGAUGAUGAAGAAGCAAAUGAAAACCGACAGCCUGAAUCUCAUAGGUACUCUACUGGUGCUGUUGCAACACCACCUAAAACUGAGCAUAGGCAAACAAGGCGUUCAAUUGGGCAUUCCCCAUUGAAACCAACACCUAAUCAGCCACAAAGAAAUUCCACAUCAGGUCCAGUUGUUAUAACUACACAAUGGGAGACGUUUGAUGCACUGCCACCUCUAAUUCCAAUCCACACAUCAACAUCAUCUUCGUCGUCAUCAUCAGAAUCCCCUAAAAUGGCAGCACCGAAUUCAUCGCAACCCCUAAAAUUCAAUUGGGAUUUGCUUUGAGUUACUUACUUACUGAAAAGAAGGGAUUUGUUCUGAAUUCUGAUGGGUGUGUGGUUUGCCUUAAGUUUUCCUCAAAUUUGGUUUGGUGCCUGUUCUCCAUUCUUUUCUGUAUUUAGAUAUUAUUGUUAGAAAUUCAUCCCCCCUCUAUCAUCUGUUAUUUGAGUCAUGGAAUAAGUCAAUUGGGGAUAAUAAUAAUAAUCUAGUAGGACUAUACUUGUUUCAUU